Messenger RNA from Patiria miniata (bat star), 10331 nucleotides. RefSeq lists its product as uncharacterized. The record is from RefSeq and is a predicted model, not a curated record. The coding region runs from base 216 to 7754 and encodes 2512 amino acids. Gene Ontology annotation, molecular function: DNA-binding transcription factor activity, RNA polymerase II-specific; sequence-specific DNA binding. Lineage: Eukaryota; Metazoa; Echinodermata; Asteroidea; Valvatida; Asterinidae. Gene Ontology annotation, biological process: regulation of transcription by RNA polymerase II. The transcript has 3 exons. Gene Ontology annotation, cellular component: nucleus.
AUGCAGUAGAGCAAGGAGCUGAGCAACAACUUCUUCAUAUUUCUCAACGACCAGGGAUAGUUUAAAAACGAUUCUUUCGACAACUGAGUAUAGCCGCAAGAAGACGUUGUGUUCCUUCCUCUAUGAUCGCAUCGACGUGGAACACUACCAUGAUCAUAAGUGCUUCGGCCAGCUAUCAGGAUGACUGAACAAUAUUGUUUCCACAUAAAAGCAAGAUGAUCAAAUUGGGUGAGCAUCGCAACCUCCCAACCAACUUGCGACGGCCCGCCGCCUCAUCACACAGUGGUGACAGCACCAACAGCAGUAGACGAAAAGCUCCCGCAGACGAGUCAGUUCUACCUGCCAAGAAUCCAGCCCUGCAGUCCCAGCAGCAAGCAGUUUCUCUCUUCGCUGAGACAAAUCGGGACAACCUUCAAAUCGCAACCAGAUCCGAAAUCCCUGAGCAAUGUAGUGCUUCCAAGAAGGCUUCGAAGUCAACUUCUGCAGCAGACCCAUCUUUCAGAACAAAACACUCCAGUGCCAGUCUAGAGGAGUUCAAGGAAAAUUCACUGCCUCCUUCGACAGUUUCUGUGGAUGACCAACUCUCCUAUUCAUCAUCUUUGUAUGUACAUGACAAUGCAGUAACUUGCAAUGGAAGUGCAGCGUUUACGCCAACUGUGCCUGUUGUUAACUCUGACCCAGCUUCAACUUUCUUACCUGCAGACGGAUCAGAGGUUAUGAUGCCGGUUCAGCCAGUACAUAUUAACAUCCACAGUGUUCCCAUUUACCACUUUGUACCCAGACAACUUGACCUUGGUGUCAGCUCAGCUGCUCCCGGCACUGUUAGCCGUGAAACUGUUUCUGAGCAUGAUAACAUCACAACACCAUGUCUACCUGAAGCCCAGAUGCCCUCUUUGCAUUGGGAUGAAGCCAGUGAGCCAGAUUCAGUUGCUCAGUCAAAGCAAAUGCCCGGAAAUCCUUCCACCAAUAAACGCUCUUCCACACCCUCGUCUUUCACGAAAAUACCACCAAAGAAAACGAUGACCAAGUCGCUGCAGUAUCAGUGCCCCAAAUGCCUCCAGAGGUUUGAUCGCAUCAUGGCCCAGCUCCAACACAAGUGCUGCCCAGAAAGAACGGGCGGCGGAUCACUCCUAAAUCGGCCUCCCCUGAAGCUUUUCAAGUGCCUAGAAUGCUGUGAGGAGUUCUCAGACCUGGAAUCAAAGAUCAGACACAAAUGCAGUGCCCAAAAGGAAGGCCUAUUCAGCCUCAGGGGUUCUGAAACAAACAGUUCUUGUCAUGGGGGCAAAACAGGGACUCAAGCCAAAAUGAGAAAGAAAGGUUCACAAAACUUGCCCAGAAGACGACGGAACACAUUCAUUGGUGAGAAGUAUGGUCUGGAGGCUGAGUCCAAGAAGAAAAGUGGUGCAACUGGACAUGUGGAGAAAAGGAAAAAUAUUACAAUGAAGAUAAAGCUUCCUCAGAUUGCCGUUAAGGAAAGCAUGUCGUCUGGUCCUGUUUAUUACAAACAGUUCAAGUGUGGCCUAUGCAGCAUGAAGUACCGGACUGUUGGCCAUCUGAAAAACCACAUUAAUUCACACUAUGGGUCCGAUGAAUACAAGAGGAACAGAUUGCCGUAUGUGUGUCGGAUUUGUAAGGCUGGUUUUAGGUACAGCAAAGCCUUGAAAAAACACGCUGCAGCUAAGUGCAAUGGCAAAAAGAAAAGUGGUGGAAAAGAGCAGAUCAACCAAUCAUCUGAGAUGAUCAAGGAGUCUUCAAAGAAACGUCCUUUUGAAGAGGUUAAUGCUGAAGCAUCCAAAACUACCAGCAUCCAGGACAACAGCAGUUCCUCUGGCCCCAGAUCUGAGGUUUCUAGGAGCCAACUGCAAUCUCCCCAGACUGACCAGAGUAGCCCAAGCAAGAGCCCACACAAAUGUGGCUUCUGUGGCAUAACAUGGGACAGUGCCACCACCCUUCGGAAGCAUGUCAGGAGCCAUUGGAACCAAAUUUUUGAGAAGCCAAGCAAUCCCUUGAUAUGCUCCCGAUGCAAUGAGGAAUUCGACAAUUGUGUCAAAUUGUUUCUGCACGUCAGGAGAAGUGGGUGCACAACAGCCAGUGAGGACACAAGCCAGUCAGAUGAAGGUGAGCCAAGGAAUGAGGUUAGGACACAAGCAGCUGUUGAUAAGCCAGCAAACAGCAACAGUGGUAGACCUGAAGUAACAGCCUGUCAAACACGCAACAAAGGAAAGUAUUCCUGCCCACAUUGUGGCCUCACAUUUUGGAGGUCUGAGAUACUGAACGUUCACCUCCAGAGCUCCCACCCACUCUUGCUUGACCAAGCAGAGUUCCCUGUCGAAAAUGCUGAAAAAUCAUCCCCUGACAGAAACAAUGAAAAAUUUGUCGAGCCAGCUGUCGAUCCAGUUGUUCAUACUCAACCAUUGGAGCCAGUUUUAUCCAAUCAAGAUUUAUCAGUUACUGAUCUGGACAGUGACUCAUGCAUGCGCACUGGGAUCUACCCUUGCCGAUGCAACAACUGCAAUCUUGAUUUUUCCACAUGGAAACAGCUUAAUGCCCAUCGUCGGACACAUCACCCCUUAUCAGUGAUUCAUCUCAAGCUUGGAAUGAACCAGCAAGGUGGCCCUGAUGAAUCUCUGGAUGAAGCUUCAGUAGACAUCAUGGAGGAUGAUUUCAUCCAUUCCUGUGACCUGUGCAGCAGGGUGUUCAGACAUUGGAGAUCCUUGGCCCUCCACAAGAAAGCAAAGCAUCAUGUGAAGGUUAUGUUUGCCAGAUACUCUGGACCCAAUAAACAGCCAAAUCAGGAGGCUACUGAUGUUCUCAGCUCAUCCCGUACCAUCCAGCAGAUGAGCACUUUCACUAGUGACUCUGUUGAUAUGGAGCAAGUGCCAAACCUUGUAGAAACCCAGGAGAAUUCAAACGCACUGAUCUACCACAGUAUUGAAGCAGAAGCUACCACAAAGAAGUCUACUAACCUCUGUAAAGACGUUUCUACUUCACCUCCUUGUGAUGUGCUACCCCAGCAGCCAAUAUCGGGUAUCAACUUCGCAAGAGGAUGUGCAAUUUCUCAAGGAAGCCAAUAUUUUGAACUUCCUGGGAGAGUAGAGCCAUCAACUGAUGAGGAUCUCAGUCUCAGGAGCAGUUCAAACCCUCUUUGUGAACCAAGACUAACUGUGGAAGAUCUGAAGAUUUCAUCAGUUGUAUCUCUCUUUGCAGGGGGCGGCCAGACAACAGACGACAUGCAAUGGCAAAGAAGCAAAACUGGCCUGAAACUAUCUGUUGACUCUGUACCUUCUGAAAAGAUCUCAGAGGAAGUGCCAUUUAAUGUAGAGGCCAGAAUACCAAUGAGCACUAUCAAUGUCUUGGAGGUCCCUCAAACUAGCCCUCUGGAUAAGAUAAUUCCAUCUAUGCCAACAGGCCAAGGGCAACAUGUCACUCCGGAUGCAUUCAACCUUAUCGUUGAUUCAGUGUUAGGGAUGGAGUUCCCCAGCCAUCCAAACAUUUUCGAAACAGUUACAGUCGUGGGGCCAAGUUCAGACGCCAUCUCUAAUGCACUCUCAUACAGUGAACAAGGAUGGCAUGGCACCAUGAAAAAGAUUACCUUCUCAGAGGCGAAGAAUAUUCUCAGGGUCUUGGAGAAAAAUUCAAUCUCCAAUUGCUACCACUGCAGUGUGUGCGGUGAGUGGUUUGACGGCAUCCCUCAUUACACGAGCCAUAUCUUGGCUCACUGCGACAUGGAAAAGUACUGCUGUUCAUUUUGUGGGCGGAUCGAUCUGAACAUUUUUGCAAUGCUUGACCAUGUUAUCAGUGUGCAUUGUGAACCAAAUGGGCCAACUUCCAACCAGGAUCAGUCUACACUAAUGGAUACACGAAAGCAAUCAAGUGUUGAUGAAUCUGAAGUGACAGACUUGUGUGAGACAUCAGAUCCAGAGAGCAGCCUUGACCAUCAAAAACCAGAUGCAAACUUUCCAAGAUCUGGCUGUGAUUAUGUCUUUGAGCCAAGUAGAUUGGAGAGCCAUCUCGGUCGUAAUGCUAAGUCUGAUUUAUAUGAGUGCCCCCUUUGUCUGUUCAAGAUUAAGAAGAAGAGUGGGUUGAUGUAUCACCUGCGCAUCCAUCAUGAGCUGCAUCCCUACAGGUGUAGGUAUUGCCAACAGAGGUUAAGUUUCAUCCCCGAUGUCCAGGUUCACUUCCUCCAGUCCAAUUGCCAGACAAUGCUAGGAAGCCAGCAACAAGCAGGUCACCAGCAAGCAGGUCACCAGCAAGCAGGGACAACUCUGGGAAACCAGGUUUCUCCAUCAGACAGGGAGACCUCUCACCAGGAGACAAAUUCAAGCAUCCUAGGUUGCCAGUCCUUUGGUACAGCUAGGUGUGGUGAUGACCAUUCUGUUCCGAGUGGCCAUACAGGCUGUGGUGAUCCUGCUUUAAUUUCAUCCCAAAACUCCAUUGAGGUUAGUGGAGAAUUAACAGCAAACACAUCCCGCUGGACACCUUGUGACACAGUAACUGAAGAGCAACACAGAACUUCAGACAUCAGUCUGAAAGCUGGUUCCCCUGCAACAAAGGAGGAUUUGCAGCCGAUUGACAAAGAUGGAGAGAACUUGCUUACAACUGUCAGAGUGAAGGAGGAGAGACUCUCUGAUGAUGAAGCUGAAAGCCCAAACUGCAUGAUGGAGGGCAACACAACCAGUCGUGUGAAAACUGAACUUCCCGAUGAGUGUGAUUAUAAAGGUGCUGAAUGGGUUGAUCAGCCUGACGGUGACUUUAGAGGCUUUGAAGAUCAACCUGAAGAUAACCCCAAAACUGAAGGAAAUCAGCUGGACAUCUCCUCUGACAUACCAUGUCAAAUGCCAAACAAUAUCCUUCCACGUUCUACUUCAUCCAAGAGCUUUGUGCGUGAAAUGCUGCAGAAAGAUGACCCUGUUGAUGAAGCAGAAGUUGCGGUCUCAGACGUGAUGACAGCUGAGAAAGAACAUGGUGUAGCUAUCUUGAUCAGCCAAAGUGAGGGUGUGUCAGAAUUAGAUAUUGUUAAGGACUGCAACAAAAACGGCUUGAAGCACAGGGAUGUUGAAGAUACAGAAGAGGAGAUAUCACAUUCUGCAGAUCAUGGAUUUGAGAAAGGAGCAGCUGAUAUCUCAAAUUCGAAUGCACUCAGUGAAAUAUGUGAAGUUACUGAGGAACCUGAAUCUGCAUGCGGAGGCUCUGAUGAAGUGUUGACUGAAGACUCAAAAAUUGAUAAUGCUGGAAGAGUUGGAGCCUCAAUGGAAUCUCCUGUAAUGAGCAGCAACACAGUUCCUGAGGACAAUCCCAUUAGCCAUGCCCAGCCUUUAGAUGAACUGUUUCGGCUAGCCAGUGAUAUCGGCAUCAUUGUUACUGGAUUAAACUUGAAAGACAGUACAUCAUAUGAAAACUCUACAUCUCAGAAAAUCAGUCCUGAGUCAAUCCAAAAUGAUGUGCAUAGGACUACAGAAGGAGAUGAGAGGUCAAAUGUAGGAUCUGUCACUAAUCCAAACAAUGCACAUGCAGCUGAGAUGGUCUUGAGCAAUCAUGUCGUUUCAUCCCAGGGUCUCCAAACUGCCAGUGACUCAUGUAAGUUACAAGAAUGUGCUUCUCCUGUUGGGAACGGCAGAAAGGAGAUUGAUGGAGACCAAAACAUUGAAUCGCAUGUCCACAUUCAGGAGGAACAUGAAAACCAGUUAUCUCCUAGUUUCCAAAAGAAACGCAGUUUAGAACUUCACACUGACAGCCAAGAUACCUUGAAAAGGCAGAAGAUUGAGAAUCCACAGAACAUUAGCAUGAAGAACAACAUCGCCAGUGAUAUAACAAUCGUGGACAGCUGCAAAGAAAGUGGUUGCGUAGAUCUGACAAACACGGAAACAUCAGGUGGGCCAGUUUCAACCCAAGCUCAGGAGGAACAGAUUGCAGACAACCUAUUUCUUGAUAUGGACAUUGGUGAAGACAAAAUAAUGUCAGACACUCUGAAAAGGAUCACCAAGAACUGUUUCACUUCUAGGAUCCUGGAAAGCUUUGAAAAGGAUUCUGUGGCGCCAGUUGUGACCCAAAACACUUUCAAUCUCGACCUUAUCAAUGGACCUCCCUUUGUCAGUAGAGGAAAAAGAGCCAUAACUGACACAGAAGAGAAGGAAGACGCCCCCAUCAGUGAGGAGAAACAAGAUGACCCUUAUGUAUAUAUAGAACAUACCAUGGAUGAUGAUGAUGGUAUGAGCGGCAUGCCAAAGAUCUUUGAUGUGGCAGGAAAUGGACAAAUGCCAGUUGUACCCUGUAGAAAUAAUGACAGUCCUCCAUUUACCAGUCCCUAUCCAGAUGUGCUGUUUAAUAGAGCAUCAGUGACCAAAGAUGUGGACAACAGAGGAGGAAAAACGAACAGUUACGCCUCCUUGGAGGGUCCUGUAACAGAUGUGGUAUAUUCAGGAACAUCAGAACCAGCACAACCCUGUUAUCCCAUGAAUGAAGGAAUCUCAUCUGCUCAUAGGUCACCUGAUGAAAGGAGAAGCGAUGUUCUCUUGAGAACCAUGCUGGAUUACCCAAUGGGACAUAGUCAAAGUCUAAAUCAACCCAGACUCCAGAUACCAUCUCCAGAGGAUCAUCUUAGAAAAGGCUUUGUAGAUGCUCAGAGUAGAAGGGCAUCGUUAUCAGGUAACCAGGAGGCACAGAAAUGCCCAUCAAUUGGUCAUCACACUCAGCAAUCAAGGAGGAACCAAAAUCAAUGGGGAAGACGUUACUCCAGGGAAGGAACAAGGAACCAGUACCUGAAAACAGACGCAGUAUCACCCAAAAAUAUUGGACAAGACAAUCAGAAUCAUUGUCUUCCAGGCAGCAGGUGGAGUUUAGCUUGUUCUUUCCCAGACAGCAGAGUCCAAGAAUCGCGGCACUGGUCAUCCACUAUGCUUCGCACUAACAACCAAACAGACUCCUACCAAUAUCAGGAAUUGUAUCAUGAUUCCCACCAAAGGAGAGCGCCAAUGCAUAGCCCUCAGGAAUACAGGCAGGAACAUUUCCUAACAUCACACAACCAUGUGGGUGCAUUAAGGAGAGAGAAUGAAGCAAGCAUGGCAUGUAUCACCAGACAAACUGAAGCCAGUGCUGCCUUUAGUCACCAGAAUGUGGACUCGAGAGAAUGGUGUUGGACUAACAACAAUGAACAAGGACUGAGGACACGUGUUGAAAACAGUAGCAUGGACAACAGAGGUCUAGAACCCUCAGCAAACCAGUAUCACAGCAUCCCUUGGCAACAACUUGAUGACCGCAGUUCUAACCACAGAAUGACAAGAUGCUCCAGAAGCUACAGUACCCUGGACUGUCAGCUCGUGUCACCUGAUGCAGAUAUCCGGCAGGUGCCUCCAAACAGACCAGAAACAGUUCAUGUCUAUCAAAGUGAUGGAAGGGCUCCGAUGAAUGCUGAAUCCCGUGACGAUGCUUACCGUAAACUCUGGCAGAGGCACUUGAGGAAACAGCACUCAGAUCCGUCAUCAAGCAGCUCUACCAACCCUGGCAGUGGGUACAAAUACCAAAGGAUGGGCCAACCUAUCACUGCACAGAGAAGAGAGUACAUGGAGACCAGACAAAUUGAUGAGCCACAGCAAGUGGCCAGCCAUUCCGUCCAGCAACAACGAGGCUAUAGCAGUCGGACCUGGUACCCACCAAGUCAUCCAGAAGAGAAUGCUUCUGGUGGUUUUCCUCAAAUAGUCAGUAUCUCCUCACUGCAUCCACACUACCGGUACUUGAACAGGACACAUUCAAUGUAGAUACUUACCUUGGGGUUAGUAACAAAUAUGACAUAUGUGUCCGGCUCCACAAUCAAAGGUAUUAAGUCGCACUUUGCAUUAUCGUGUAAUGGCCUGCUUUACAUUGAGAGGGUAAACAUUUUGUCAAAAUGUGAUUUAAAUUUGUUGCCAUCUUUGUUACCUAUAGUUUCAGGGUUCAUUUGCAGAAAUGAUGAUUUUGAUGAACAAAGUGAGAAAAAACACCAUUUUGUGUACAUAGUUCUGUUGUUCUACAUUAAAGCCAGCUAUUUCAAAGCCUGUUUUCUCAGUUGUGUAAUUUGAACUCAAAGGCAGUAAUUCAUAUGCAAAUACGUCAUCUCUCCAGAUUGUGAUGGACUAUGGAGCUUUAUAAUAUACCAAAUUAAAGUUACGUUGUGGGCUUUCCAACCAUGUUUAUAACUCAAUUUCACUUUCUUUUGCGACAUAAUACCCUUUUUGUGGAGCCGGUCACAUAUGUUCAUUUAUUUUAACCAUAUUUACUGUGAUAACUCAUCUAAUGGCAGUUUUAUUACAAGGAUAUCAAGCCUGCUUCCAAAAUUUUUGGAUGUCACAUUUCAGAAUCUCAGGGAGGAAAAAAAAGGACAAAAACAUUUUUGAUAGGGCGUGAUUUUAAGGGAGAGCGUGAUUUUAAGGGAGACAGCAUUUGAUGUUGCAGGAUUUUUUAUGUAUACAUGUUCAUGUAUUGGUCUACUUCCAAUUGACUGCUUUAUGACCUGUUGGAAUGUCCUUAGAGCCUGAGAAAGACAAACAAAAAGUUUAAGCACUUGGCUUCUUUCUUGGGUUUUUUUUCUGAUUCAGUUUAAUGAAGUUACCCAAAAGUUGCGAUUUUUAAAGUUGUUGAAAGUUGAAAUUUUGGGAUUUGUGGAAGAAUGUCGAGUGUUAAAGUUUGAAGGAUUCAGGGCACUUUCCUAGCAACAAUGUUGAGAAAAUUGAAGAUUUUGACAUUAUGUUCAGUUAAAGUUAACUGAGAAGUGAAUGAAAGGACUUGAAGGUUGUUUACUGCCGUUUCCAAAAUUGAGAAUAUUUUUCAAUAUUUCCAGGGAAGUUGAGACAUUUUGGAAUAAGUGAUUUUCCAAAACAACAUUUGGAAAAGAAAAAAAGACUUUUCGGUUUCAUAUUUUUAAAGUUAGACAAAUGCCACAGGAUGUGACAAAUCUUACUUUAUAUUUUGGUAUAUUUGCAAAACAGUGGACAAAACUGUUGUACAUGUGUUUUAAUAACUUUAAAAAAAACAAGCUGUUGGAAUUGUUCAGUGUCGUUUGGGAGGUAAACCUGACAGAUGCAACAAGGUUCAUCAGGUGUGACAAAGUAAAACAGGUGUAAAAUCAGUUGGAAUUUUUUUUAAAUGGGGCUUCGAUUCCAGUGCAUAAACUGUAUUAUUACAGGAUAGUUUGAGCUGCUCCUUUUAAGCCCCUGGCUUUUAAGCGAAGAAAGGAGGUUCUUCCAAAAGUGUAUUCCGUCUGUGUGUCUGUGUCUGUUUGGUUAGGUUAACUGUUUAGAGCUGUCAGCCUCUCAUGAAAAGUCACACUUCACUCUCAACCAAACUUUUUGACAUUAAUCUUUGGCUAUGGGGACUUGAGAUGAUUUGAGACGUUUGAGGUCAAAGGUCAUCAUGUAGGGGUCUAUGAGGUCAUUGUUGAUCUUGCUUAGGUCAACUGAAAAGUUGAACAGUGCCACUGUGAGAUACUGUACAGGUUUGCCAGGACUCUGCGGCAGUUUGGCCUUGUUUUUUUUUUAACCUAUUGGACCUCGUUACAAUGGGUAGGCUUCCCACUUUGACAACCGUUGUACAUGUUGAUGCAUUUAGUAGAGUUUCUAGACAAUGCCCCUGGAGGGUUAGGAUUGUGCCGUAUCUUUCUUAAUUGGAACUACAGUAUUAUUAAUUUUUUGGGGAGAUUCUUUAAGAGGAUCAGAGGAAACUUCAAUUUUUCAGCGUGCCUUUUUAAUGAUGCUCGUAACUUUUACACUGUUUGUAAUGGACCGUUCUGUUUUUGUCAAACGAACCCGUUUUUAUUUGAGCAGUAUUAAGUUCAAAAAAGUUUGGUAAGAAUUCCAUUAAUGGACAUCACUCAUUUUUCCCUGCAGUGACUUAUCGACUUUCAGAAAGUGAUAGCAUGUCCUAAAAAGUCAAAUUUAGCUGGGAAAAUAUUGAAGCAUUUACUGAGAAAACACUUUAAAAUUUUCAGACCAGUCACGUAGGGUUUGUGCACAGGGUGUCAAGUGAUGUUUAGGUAUGGAACACAUUCCAAAAGUUAAUUUUUCAACUUUUAAGAGUUUUCUCAGGAAUGUAAAGUAGCUGAAACUGUUAUUAUUAUUAUUAUUUUUUUUUGGAUUAUUUGUGCAAAGAAAUGCUAACAAAAAGGUUAUUAGUAUUUUUGUGGGUUUAAUUUGUGCAAGGUAAUGCUGACAAAAGGUUAUGUUAAACUUGCUGCUUUUCAAAAGUACAUGAACAUUGUAUUUGGAUUUUGUAUUUCAGAGAUGACAAAGAAAUACCCUCAAUUCUUUUUUUUUAAUGAGCAUUGUUUAUUGAAAUUGAUAUUCGCAAGCCCAGUUUGAUAC